AUGUAUCUCUCAACCAUCCUCCCCCUCCUCUCUCUCACCUCGCUCGCCCUCUCAACCCCAACAAUCCACGAAAAUCACCGGGGCCCAAGAGGCAUCCCCUACGGCGCCUUCGCCUCCUCCUCAAGCAGCGGCCUCUUGAUCCCAAGCAGCACGCCAACACCCGUGCACAGGAAACUGGGCCAUGCGAUAGUGCACAACAACUGUGAAUUCCCAGUCUAUCUCUGGUCCGUAGGCUCCAAAGUCCUACCGGAAGAAACACUCCUCCCCGACGACGAGUACAGCGAGGUCUUCCGCGAGAACCCAGACACUGGCGGCAUUGCGAUCAAGAUCAGCACGGACCGUGACGGGCUGUAUGAUAGUGCUCCGCAGAUGAUCUUUGCGUACAACCUUUCUUCUACACGGGAGCGCGGCGAGAGGCAGGAUAAAGUGUGGUAUGAUCUCUCUGAUGUCUUUGGGGAUCCGUUUGUUGGUUAUCCUGUGAGCCUUACGCCUUCUGAGCCGUUGAUUUCUUGGAAGGAUGGGGUUCCGCCGGCUGGGAGUCAGGUGAGGGAUGUUGAUGCUUCGACGGAUUUGGUCUUGUCGCUUUGUUGA
Molecule: messenger RNA, 591 nt
Organism: Penicillium mononematosum
Lineage: Eukaryota; Fungi; Ascomycota; Eurotiomycetes; Eurotiales; Aspergillaceae
Product: Bys1 family protein
Exons: 1
Coding region: 1-591 (196 amino acids)
Source: RefSeq, a predicted model, not a curated record